This is a messenger RNA of Orycteropus afer afer, 3876 nucleotides long. RefSeq names its product astrotactin 1 (gene ASTN1). Gene Ontology annotation, biological process: neuron migration; neuron cell-cell adhesion. Gene Ontology annotation, molecular function: protein binding. Lineage: Eukaryota; Metazoa; Chordata; Mammalia; Tubulidentata; Orycteropodidae. The record is from RefSeq and is a predicted model, not a curated record.
CUCAAGAUGGCUUUAGCCGGGCUCUGCGCCCUGCUUGCCUGCUGCUGGGGGCCGGUAGCGGUGCUGGCCACGGCCGCCGGCGACGUGGAUCCAUCCAAGGAGCUGGAGUGCAAGCUCAAAAGCAUCACCGUGUCGGCGCUGCCCUUCCUGCGUGAGAAUGACCUGAGCAUCAUGCAUAGCCCCUCGGCCUCGGAGCCCAAGCUCCUCUUCUCGGUGCGCAACGACUUCCCGGGGGAAAUGGUCGUGGUGGACGACCUGGAGAAUACGGAGCUGCCCUACUUCGUGCUGGAGAUCUCAGGGAACACGGAGGACAUCCCUCUAGUACGCUGGAGGCAACAGUGGCUGGAGAAUGGCACUUUACUUUUUCACAUCCAUCACCAAGAUGGUGCUCCGAGCCUUCCUGGACAAGACCCAACAGAAGAGCCCCAGCACGAGUCAGCAGAAGAGGAGCUGAGGAUCCUCCACAUCUCUGUUAUGGGUGGCAUGAUUGCUCUGCUGCUGUCCAUCUUGUGUCUGGUGAUGAUCCUGUACACACGGCGGCGCUGGUGCAAGCGUCGCCGUGUCCCUCAGCCCCAGAAGAGUGCCAGUGCUGAAGCAGCCAACGAAAUCCACUAUAUCCCUUCUGUGCUGAUUGGCGGCCAUGGGAGGGAGAGUCUGCGCAAUGCCCGUGUGCAGGGCCACAACUCCAGCGGCACCCUGAGCAUCCGGGAGACCCCUAUCCUGGACGGCUAUGAGUACGACAUCACAGACCUGCGGCACCACCUGCAGAGGGAGUGCAUGAAUGGAGGAGAGGACUUUGCCAGCCAGGUCACUCGCACCCUUGACUCCCUGCAGGGCUGCAAUGAGAAGGCAGGGAUGGACCUCACACCAGGAAGUGACAAUGCCAAGCUAUCAUUGAUGAACAAGUACAAGGACAACAUCAUUGCCACCAGUCCCGUGGAUUCCAACCACCAGCAAGCCACCCUUCUCUCUCACACCUCCAGUAGCCAGAGAAAGCGGAUCAACAACAAAGCAAGAGCUGGAUCCGCCUUCCUGAACCCUGAAGGGGAUUCAGGAACAGAAGCAGAAAAUGACCCCCAGCUGACCUUUUACACAGAUCCCUCACGGAGCCGGAGGCGCAGUAGAGUGGGUUCUCCUCGGAGUCCUGUGAAUAAGACCACUUUGACACUGAUCAGCAUCACCAGCUGUGUGAUCGGCCUUGUGUGCGCCUCUCAUGUCAGCUGCCCUCUCGUUGUCAAAAUCACCUUGCACGUCCCAGAGCACCUGAUUGCCGAUGGGAGCCGCUUCAUCUUGCUGGAGGGGAGCCAGCUGGAUGCCAGUGACUGGCUGAACCCUGCCCAAGUAGUACUGUUCUCUCAGCAGAACUCUAGUGGGCCCUGGGCCAUGGAUCUCUGUGCUCGGCGGCUCCUGGACCCCUGUGAACACCAAUGUGACCCUGAAACUGGGGAAUGCCUCUGCUAUGAAGGUUACAUGAAGGACCCAGUACACAAGCACCUCUGCAUUCGGAAUGAAUGGGGGACAAACCAGGGGCCUUGGCCUUACACAAUAUUUCAGCGAGGCUUUGACCUGGUUUUGGGAGAGCAGCCUUCUGAUAAGAUAUUCAGGUUCACCUACACUCUGGGGGAGGGCAUGUGGCUGCCCCUCAGCAAGAGCUUUGUGAUUCCACCAGCUGAACUGGCCAUCAACCCAUCGGCAAAGUGCAAGACGGACAUGACAGUGAUGGAGGAUGCUGUGGAGGUCAGAGAGGAGCUGAUGACCUCGUCCUCCUUCGACAGCCUAGAAGUUCUCUUGGAUUCAUUUGGGCCAGUGCGUGACUGUAGCAGGGAUAACGGGGGCUGCAGUAAGAAUUUCCGCUGUAUCUCAGAUCGCAAGCUGGACUCCACUGGUUGCGUGUGCCCAUCUGGACUCAGCCCAAUGAAGGACAGCUCUGGCUGCUAUGACCGUCACAUUGGGGUGGACUGCUCAGACGGCUUCAAUGGCGGCUGUGAGCAGCUGUGUCUCCAGCAGAUGGCACCCUUCCCAGAUGACCCUACCUUGUACAACAUCUUUAUGUUCUGUGGGUGCAUUGAAGAUUACAAGCUUGGUGUGGACGGGCGCUCUUGCCAACUCAUCACGGAGACCUGCCCAGAUGGAGGUGACUGUGGGGAAAGCAGAGAGCUCCCCAUGAACCAGACCCUCUUUGGGGAAAUGUUCUUUGGGUAUAACAACCAUUCCAAGGAAGUGGCUGCUGGACAAGUGCUAAAAGGAACAUUCAGGCAAAACAACUUUGCACGAGGUUUAGACCAGCAACUGCCUGAUGGCCUUGUGGUUGCCACUGUCCCACUGGAGAAUCAGUGCCUUGAGGAAAUCUCAGAGCCCGUGCCAGACCCUGACUUCCUGACUGGUGAGUUGACCUCCCUACCCUUAUUUAACCAGCAAAAACCAGGCAGCUCCCUAUGGUUUCAUAAAAUCAAGACUCUUGACCUUGUACAAGCCCUCAGCAAUGCUCUGCACUCCCUGGAUGGGGCUACCUCUCGUGGGGAUUUUGUGGCCUUGUUGGACCAGUUUGGGAACCAUUACAUCCAGGAAGCUAUCUAUGGCUUUGAGGAGUCCUGCUCUAUCUGGUACCCAAACAAGCAGGUCCAGCGGCGACUCUGGCUGGAAUAUGAAGACAUCAGCAAAGGCAACUCUCCAUCCGAUGAGUCAGAGGAGCGGGAAAGAGACCCCAAGGUGCUCACGUUCCCAGAAUAUAUUGCCAGCCUGUCCGAGUCUGGCACCAAGCGCAUGGCGGCUGGAGUCCGCAUGGAAUGCCAGAGCAAAGGACGGUGCCCCUCUUCCUGCCCCCUGUGCCAUGUGACUUCCAGUCCUGACAUCCCUGCUGAGCCAGUUCUGCUGGAGGUGACCAGAGCAUCCCCCAUCUAUGAACUGGUGACCAACAACCAGACCCAGAGGCUCUUGCAAGAGGCCACCAUGAGCUCUCUCUGGUGCUCAGGGACUGGAGAUGUGAUUGAGGACUGGUGUCGCUGUGACUCCACUGCUUUUGGAGCUGAUGGACUUCCUACUUGUGCGCCUCUCCCACAGCCUGUGCUAAGACUCUCCACGGUUCAUGAGCCCAGCAGCACCCUGGUGGUCCUAGAGUGGGAACACUCAGAGCCACCAAUCGGGGUGCAGAUUGUAGAUUACCUUAUCCGUCAAGAGAAGGUCACCGACAGGAUGGACCAUUCCAAAGUGGAGACAGAAACAGUGUUGAGCUUUGUAGAUGACAUCAUCUCUGGAGCGAAGUCUCCUUGUGCCAUGCCAUCUCAGGUGCCAGACAAGCAACUCACCACUAUCUCUCUGAUCAUCCGAUGCCUGGAGCCUGACACCAUUUACAUGUUCACCCUGUGGGGAGUGGACAAUACAGGACGGCGCUCCAGGCCAAGUGAUGUGAUUGUGAAGACCCCUUGCCCUGUGGUGGAUGAUAUCAAAGCCCAAGAAAUAGCAGAUAAGAUCUACAAUCUCUUCAAUGGCUAUACCAGUGGGAAGGAGCAACAAACUGCUUACAAUACUCUCCUGGAUCUGGGUUCCCCCACCUUACAUCGAGUCCUCUACCAUUAUAACCAGCACUAUGAGAGUUUUGGAGAAUUCACCUGGAGGUGUGAAGAUGAAUUAGGCCCCAGGAAAGCAGGCCUCAUCCUUUCCCAGCUUGGGGAUCUCAGCAGCUGGUGCAAUGGACUCCUCCAGGAACCCAAGAUAAGUUUGCGACGCAGCUCACUCAAGUACCUGGGUUGCCGCUAUAGUGAGAUCAAGCCGUAUGGACUUGAUUGGUCAGAGCUCAGCCGGGACCUCAGGAAGACAUGUGAGGAACAGACCCUGAGCAUCCCCUACAACGACUAUGGGGACAGCAAAGACAUCUAG